Messenger RNA from Brassica rapa (field mustard), 1696 nucleotides. RefSeq names its product tRNA-specific adenosine deaminase TAD1. Gene Ontology annotation, biological process: RNA processing; adenosine to inosine editing. Lineage: Eukaryota; Viridiplantae; Streptophyta; Magnoliopsida; Brassicales; Brassicaceae. The record is from RefSeq and is a predicted model, not a curated record. Gene Ontology annotation, molecular function: adenosine deaminase activity; double-stranded RNA binding; tRNA-specific adenosine deaminase activity. Gene Ontology annotation, cellular component: nucleolus; cytoplasm.
GCAAGUCCCUUAGAUUUUGUCACUGUGUUGAGUCAAAUUAAAAAAAAAAAAAAAAAAAGAAGAAGAAGGUGGAGGCGAAUGGAGGAAGAAGGAUUGAGGGGAGAAUGGGGAGAGAAAGUGUCAGAGAAGGUGGUAUCGGCUUACAACUCUCUUCCGAAGAAGGGGAAACCUCAAGGGCGUGAAGUCACCGUCCUAUCCGCUUUCCUCGUCUCUUCUCCUUCCCAAGAAGCGGAAGUGAUAGCAUUAGGGACGGGAACCAAGUGCGUUAGUCGGUCUCUGUUGAGUCCCCGUGGUGACAUUCUCAACGAUUCUCAUGCCGAAGUCGUCGCCCGAAGAUCUCUCAUGAGGUUCUUCUAUUCAGAGAUUCAGCGGAUGCAGCAGGCUAAAAGAACAUGUUGCAACGAAGCCAAGCCUCAGAGACAUGAUACCCAAAUACUCGAGUUAGACCCAAGCUCUCCUGGAGAUGUCAAAUAUAAGCUCAAAUCUGGAUGCCACUUGCAUCUCUACAUUUCUCAGUUGCCAUGUGGUUAUGCUUCCACUUCUUCACCCCUGUAUGCACUCAAAAAGAUCCCAUCAACACCAGUAGAUGAUGAGGCAUUGUCACAUAAUGGCUCCCACAGCCACAGCUGCUCCUUGGGGAGUUCUGAUGUUCAAGAUAUAGGUAUUGACACUCUUCUGCCUGCUACUUGCAAGAAUGUUUUUAUCCUAAUGUUCUCCAUUUCAGGUAAUGCAACUGACACGGUUCAGAGAAAGCCUGGUCGCGGUGAAACCACUCUCUCUGUUAGCUGUUCCGAUAAGAUCGCUCGUUGGAAUGUCCUUGGUGUUCAAGGGGCUUUGCUUUACCAGUUCCUUCAGCCUAUGUAUAUUUCUACCAUCACCGUUGGACAAUCUCUGCACUCUCCUGACAACUUUUCUUUCACUGAUCACUUGCGAAGAUCUUUGUAUGAGAGGAUCCUUCCCUUAUCCGAUGAGCUACUGCCUUCCUUCCGUUUGAACAAGCCACUGUUUUUUGUAGCUCCAGUACCACCAUCAGAAUUUCAGCAUUCAGAAACUGCUCAAGCUACCUUAACAUGCGGUUAUUCCUUGUGUUGGAACCGUUCUGGCUUACACGAAGCCAUUCUUGGAACAACCGGUAGAAAGCAAGGCACCUCAGCUAAAGGAGCUCUGUAUCCCUCUACUCAAUCAUCUAUAUGCAAACAGCGGUUUCUGGAGAUGUUCUUGAAAGAAAGUUAUGGACACGAAAGUGAAUCUUCUAAGUCAAAAGGAUCUUACAGAGAACUGAAGGACAAAGCAACUGAAUAUUCUUUGAUGUCAAAGAAAUUUAAAGGAAAGUAUCCAUUCAACAACUGGCUUACAAAACCCUUAAAUUACGAGGAUUUUCUGAUAAAUUAGUCCUGAGGUGACCUGAAAGCAGCAUGCCCAUGUAAGAAAAAAGUCCAUUUAAUAAUCAGUCAUGGGAGAGAAGACAAGGGGAGGGAAGGUUGUACCAUGCGAUGAAAAAUAUCUUGCUCUUCUGGCAGUUCUCAGGAGUGGUGAAAUCGAAGUCAUAGACAGCAUAUCUGCACUCGUUCUCAGGCAUACAUUUGGUGAAACUGUCGUAAGUUUCUUCUGGAUUCCCAACCAUAUCUAUCGUAACUUGCUGAGCCUUCUCAUCAAUUUUGAACACAAUAAACCUAUAAUUUCUCUUUGCUUUUAA